Molecule: messenger RNA, 1211 nt
Organism: Hydractinia symbiolongicarpus
Lineage: Eukaryota; Metazoa; Cnidaria; Hydrozoa; Anthoathecata; Hydractiniidae
Exons: 2
Coding region: 237-953 (238 amino acids)
Source: RefSeq, a predicted model, not a curated record
GAUGAAUUUGUACGAAGAAGAUGUUGUUUAUGUUUGUUCAAUACUUCGAGGUUUAAAAAUUCAAUAUUUGUGUAAAUAUUCAGACAGUUUCGUUCUCAAGAUCGAAACGAUCACGUGUUCAGAAAAAACAAAUCGAUCAUAAAUAAAGGCCUGGGUUCGAGGGUAGUACAAAUAAGAUAGAACAAGGCUUUUAAAGCAGUACAUGUAGAUCCAGUUAAGAAAUCACAAGAUACAAAAUGGAUUUUUACUACGAGCAACUCAUGUUUGGACUUCAAAAUGGCGCAUCUUUUCGACAGAAGCAUGCCGUCAAUUUUAAUCGACGCACGACAAGCCGAAUGGAAAGUACGAUUAACCGAUACAAGAAAGAGAGGGUGAAAUCAUGCGGAAGAAUAUCGAGAAAACAAGAGGAGUUUUUACUGCGACAAUGUCGAGUACUUCCUGAAUUACAUUUAAAAGAUGAUCAGGCUUCUGUACAUAGCUCAAGUUGCAGUCAACCAGGUACACCUUCAACACAUCGAGGCGUGACUUUAAAAAAAAGUCCGUCAAGACAAAUGCUGACACUUAUUGACGUCACAAAAAUGAGACCCAACAUGACGUCAGCAACAAGUUGUGUUCGGGCGUUCACCGCCCCUCCGUUCACUAGGAGAGGUAGGGUAACACCUGAAAGAGUACAAGCGCGAAGACAUUGGUGUAUGAUACGAGACAAUUUAAAGUUUCUUAUCACAAAAGAGAAAGAAGAGGUUAACGAAAUAUAUAACUUUGGAGUGAUAUAUAAUGAACUACUAAAUUGUCGAUACAUUCGCCAUACAGUGAAGCAGGAACAAGAAUUGAAAAGAAGUUCACACAAUGACAUAUGUCUGUGUAAUGCUUGUGCUCUCAAAAUAACAAAAGAAAUAACCAAAAAACAUAAAAACCGAAACAGAACGAAAAUAUUAUUAAAAGGAGAAAGGUAGUCGGACCAAGGUCGGACUUUACAGUGAUCGAGAAUGACAGCAUGACAAAUUAUAUGCAAAGUGCGGGUGCUAAAGGGGGGAUAUAUUUUUAACUUAAAAGAGAAAAGAGUCACUUAAAAGUAAUCUAAGGACUAUAUUUAUUUUAAUAUUUUAUUUCACUGUAUUUAUAUUUUUAUAUGUUUAUAUAUGUGAUACUUGUAUGCAUAAAUAUAUUAUGUUCAUGAUCUACAUCAAACACAACAAAUAAAUUAAAACUCA